Myotis brandtii (Brandt's bat) is the source of this 3796-nucleotide messenger RNA. It is a transcript of the gene PIRT, whose product is annotated as phosphoinositide-interacting regulator of transient receptor potential channels. Gene Ontology annotation, molecular function: phosphatidylinositol bisphosphate binding; transmembrane transporter binding. The transcript is spliced from 2 exons. NCBI's taxonomy places the organism in Eukaryota, Metazoa, Chordata, Mammalia, Chiroptera, Vespertilionidae. The coding region runs from base 1 to 588 and encodes 195 amino acids. Gene Ontology annotation, biological process: phosphatidylinositol-mediated signaling; positive regulation of cation channel activity. The record is from RefSeq and is a predicted model, not a curated record.
AUGAUAGUCACUCCACCCCUGCGAGACAGAUACUCUGUUAUCCGUAUCUCCUGCGUGGUGCUAGCAAGCCUCAGGGUGGUAAGUAACCUGCCCAAAGUCCCAGAGCUCAGAAAGGCAAACUGGGUUCAAACGCAGUCUUUCCAGAUCUUUCUGUCGCAUGCGGACACUGCAACUGUGACGAUGGAGGCUCUCCCCAAAGCCCUGGAGGUCGACGAGAAGUCUCCUGAAUCCAAGGACCUGCUGCCCAGCCAGACUGCCAGCUCCCUGUGCAUCAGCUCCAGAAGUGAGUCUGUCUGGACCGAAGCCCCCAGGAGUAACUGGGAGAUCUACCGCAAGCCCAUCAUCAUCAUGUCCGUGGGCGGCGCCAUCCUCCUCUUCGGCGUGGCCAUCACCUGCUUGGCCUACACCCUGACUCUGGGUGUUAUGAGCCUUAAGGUCCUUAAGAUGACAGGGCCUGCGUUCCUGUCCCUGGGACUCAUGAUGAUGGUGUGCGGGCUGGUGUGGGUGCCCAUCAUCAAGAAGAAACAGAAGCAGAGGCAGAAGUCCAUGUUCUUCCAGAGCAUCCGGUCCUUCUUCUUAAAUCGCUGAUGGUGGCCUCUCCUGCUGGCCUCCCCUCGUCCUGCACCUCAACCAGGAGGAGGAGAUCUGAUGACCAACAUCCAACAGCCCAUCGCCUUGGUGGUGGGGUUUGCCAUAAAGUGAUCCAGGCAAGCCCACUUCCAGGAUAUGAGGGAAAGAGAGAGCUCGGGACUCCACCCUCCAUGUAGUGAGGGCGCAUUGCUGGAUGCAUCCAUUUAGUGUCUUAUCACCGAUGCUCCCCUAGAUCCUGCCCGCAGCCAUCCCCUUUCAUGGCUCCCAUUCCCUGUCAUGCAUUCAGGAGUCACUCAGCUAACUCCCUCUGCCAAGUGCUAUGCAUGUUGGGAAAUUCCUUGGGGUGGGCUAUGCCCCAAGGAGAGCCUCAUGUUUACAGAGCUGAGUGCCUGAGCUAGAUUCACAUUUGCAUCCUUCUAGAACCAAACUGACCAACAGUGGUCCUUCAGAGAGGGGAGAGGGGGCUGACUUCUGACCCCUGGGUUUGCCAGCCCGGCUCAUAGGUGAGAUAUUGACUUGCAUUUCAAGAGACCAGACAAGUCACAAGUAUCAAACAUUCCAAAGAGUGAACUGUGAAGGAGCUGGGGAAGCCAUGACCCCCUGGACAAGCUGGGUCAGCCAGCCGAGGAAGUUAAGUCUCAGCUACACAGUAUUCACAGAGUCGGUGGGGUGUGCUAGGGGUGUCACAGUUUCUCCUUGACCUUCUAACUCCUUCUCCUUGACGACUCUCCCCUCUGAGCUUGGCAACUAGCCAAGGACAAGUGCAUGUGGCCCUAACAUCCUCUUUGUCUCUACCCUUGAUUCUAGAACAGCAACGAUGAGCUUCGGGGGGAUUCUAUAAGAUUGCUCUCUCCUUCACCGCCAUUUAGAAUCAAAACUAAGAGGAUAGAAUUCCACAUUUGAAUGGUCUGUAGGUUUCCAGAGACGGAAUUCAGUUUCAAAAAUCUGUCUCCCUGCCCCCACCCACCAAACAAGCAAACAUAUAUUAUGGGUCAGGCCCUGGGCUGGGAGCAGACAGACACGUUCCUGCUCUAGUCUUCUUCCCAAAAUGUGAGAUACAGCCCGGCCAGCAGGCACUGCAAUACCCUGGGCUGCGUACUUGAUGGAGAAAGGUGGGUGGGUGUGGCAGCAGGAGGGGGCAUCUAACCCAGACUGGAGUCCCCAUCAUUCAAUAUGGGAACAAAAGGAGAAUGAGAGCUAGCAAAGAGGAGGAAGGAGCAGCAUCUAGGGCAGCAGGAACUGUCUUUGUAAGCUGGAUGGGGGCGGGAGCAUGAGAACAUUUAGGAAACUGCAUAGAAACUCUUCUAACCUCCCAAAUGUUGCACUUCGCCCCUCCUUGUGGCUGCUUCUCCCCCCAAGUGCCUCAGGACAGCUUCUCCUGGGGCACACCGAGGGCCUCCGGGGUGUGUGGGAGACUGGAAGGGGGUCUCCUGAGGGCCUGCCAAACAGACAGCACCCACUUGGAAGGUGCUCCCAAGGCCAGAGACCCUCAGGUGACAGACGAGGAGGGGUACCUGAGACAGGUUGCCACCACGCCGCCCUAGGUCAGGCCCCGGCCAGUGGAGAGCACUGAUAAGGAGCUGGGAGGAAAACGUGUCCUGCCCUGCACUCAGCCUGGGCUUGAGCUGACUCCCUUCACUCCUUAGUCUUCUGGCCUCCUGGUCACCAUGGCAACCUUUCUCUCAACAGCCCUCCAGGCAUCUCUACCUGGUUCCCUCUGCAUCAUGGGAAAUUCCAUGAAGGCAGGUACCUGUGACAUGAGGUCAUCCCAUACCCUUCCUACAAGGAGCCAGAGUUUAGGGAGCUGGUGGCCUUUGAGCUUCACCCAGAAUGGUCAUGUCCUUCAUUCAGUGUGGCUGAGUCCUUUAGCCCAUCUGCCCCUGCAAACAGGGGGUCAGGAUCAACCCUGGGGUGUUGCAAGUGCUAUGUCACUAACUGUAGUUCCGGUGCCCCCAGUGACCGGCUUGCAGAUCAUUUCCUUUCUCUGCCGUGAAGGCAGGUUCAGUAGUGGCCCUGUCAUGUCAUUCCUACAUUCCUUGAUGCUUUCUCGCAGGGGAGCAAAUGCGGUGGUGGUCUCCCAGGUCUCCCAGUUAGCUCAACGGAAAUCCACACUCCCUGUGUCUUGACUCAUCUGCCCGAAAGCUGGUCGUCUGGGCAGAGGUGUGGGAGGAGGCCCCAGGAUGUCACUACCACCAUGUCUUAGUGGAAGGAAGUUUGGGGACAGCCAGGACUCUAGAAAGUGUCCAAGCUCUGGACUCCCCUGCAGUCUGCAGCGAUACUUGCCCACAUUCCCUGCUCCUCAAGCUAGUUUUUCAGACAGGAAAGCUCCGAGGACAGCUCCCCAAGCGUCCUGCAACCCCCUUGAGGUUCCCUAUACGGCUGUGGGCCUAGGAGCACGCCAGCGUCACACUAAAGGGUUUUGCCAAAGCCUCACCCGUGGAAGCCUGAGGUAUGGGUGUGCCUGGCCUGUGAACGCAGCCCAGGUCAGAUGCCCUGUCUCUGACCAAAGCUCCACCACAUGACCGCGUUCAUGCCCGCGGGUCGGGAAGGGCCAGCAUCCCCGAGCUCAGCCAGCUGGAUUGCAUUAUCCCCCAUCGCUCUUCUCCCCGGAGAGUGCAAUUGAAUCUGAGGCCUAAAGGAAUUGAUGUCAUGUUGAAUUGUAUUCAACAUGCUCCUUACCAGUGAAUUCUACUUCUUCUAUUUAACAGUGCCUGCUGUUUCAUUCUGCUCCACCAGAAUUCCUGGGACUGGGUCCACUCAUUCAUUCCUCUAAGCUGCCCCUCUCAUCACCACAUGUCCGCUCCCCAACCCGGGAGCUGCCCAGGAGAAAAGGGGCAGGGUGGGUUUCAUGCAUGGUUCCUCGGGGCCUCACAGGAGCUGAUGACCCUACUCUCCAUCCCAUCCGUCCAGUAGGGAGGCCACAAUAGAGGCAGAAAAGGCAGCUUCCGAAUGAGUCAGUGGUCCAGGGUGGGGCAGGCAGCACCUGGGCCAGCCUGUCAUUGUCCCGGGGAACAAGCACAAGGGUGGCAGUUCAGCUCUCGGGCUCCUCAUGGCCUCCUCCUUCCUCCUAAGCCCCUCUUUCUCCCAGCCCAGCCUCUCUGCCCCUCUAGGUCUGCAUCCUGACUCUCUUCACUGGGCUCCCACCAGAUUCCUCGUGUCCUUGACUUUCUGCUUGUCCCAGCUUGCCCUGUCCUCUGAGGGAAAA